Molecule: messenger RNA, 351 nt
Organism: Tinamus guttatus (white-throated tinamou)
Lineage: Eukaryota; Metazoa; Chordata; Aves; Tinamiformes; Tinamidae
Source: RefSeq, a predicted model, not a curated record
AGGGAGAAGCCCUACAAGUGUUUGAAAUGUGGGAAGAGCUUCAGCUGGAUCUCCAACCUGAUCCAAUACCAGAACAUCCACACUAGGGAGCAGCCCUAUGACUCAUAUCUCCUCAAGCAUCAGCAGAUGCACAGGGGGGAGAGACCCUUCUGCUGCAUCGACUGCAGGAAGAGCUUCAACCAGAACUCCAACCUCAUCACCUCUAUCUUGCCCAAACACCAACGGACCCACGGGUAAGGGAAGCCCUACGAGUGCCCCGACUGCAGGAAGAGCUUCAUCUGCUGCUGCUGCUUCAUCACUCAUUGGAGGACCCCCAUUGGGAACAGAUCUGGUGACCCACAUUCCCAGUGA